This is a messenger RNA of Eucalyptus grandis, 1033 nucleotides long. RefSeq lists its product as uncharacterized. NCBI's taxonomy places the organism in Eukaryota, Viridiplantae, Streptophyta, Magnoliopsida, Myrtales, Myrtaceae. The record is from RefSeq and is a predicted model, not a curated record. The coding region runs from base 51 to 860 and encodes 269 amino acids. The transcript has 4 exons.
CCUGGAAAUCAGAACUCUACCAUCAUAUUUUCAUCCCUGUUUCUUCCGCCAUGGCUGGAGCCGCAAGCAGCAAGAGUUUUACGGGUAGGUACGAAUAUACCUUGAAGAAGAUGGCAGAGAUUUCUGCAACAAGAGAUGCGCCGGAUUUGUCACCGCCGACACAUGAAGAAAAGGCCCAAAUCAGCACAAGUGAAACAGGAAGGCCUCCUCUCCUUUCCUUUGCGAUGUUGAAAAGAGCGAUGGGCGUCCAAAUCUUCUCCCUCGACAAAAACGAGCUGAGCACUCGAGUCUAUGCAGGAGUGCUUUUGAAGGACGAAAGGGAGCAAGGCGAGGCCAAAAAUGGCGAGGAUCAGGAACCGCCGUAUACGCGCAAGUAUUGGGUUGACGAGAAACUCAACAAGAACUGCUGGAAGAUUCUGGCUAAAGACUUAUCAAUUGCUUCGGAUGACAAAUACUGGCAAUGGACAGAAGAGGAGGAGCCAUGCUACUCGGGCAACAAGAAAGUGCACGUCGCCGAGCUAAAAAGGAUUUGCUGGCUAGAAAUCAAUGGGAAAUGCAACACGAUCAUGCUCUAUCCACGGACGAAGUACGAAGCCGAGAUCCUCGUGAAGAUAAGAGAAGGAGGCCGCGGAUGGGAUGCUCCAGUGAACCUCAGUCUCGCUCUCCUAGAUGGAAACAAGCAGGAACGCAUGGAAAGAUUGGAAGGACUGGAAAAGGAAAAGUGGCAUCCAAUUAGCAUCGGCCAGUUCGAGACAACACCCAAAACCGUUGGCAAGAUAAGCUUUUCGCUCAAGCAAACCGAUGGGAAAUGGAAAACCAAGCUUUGCGUCAAGGCCAUUGUUUUGAGGCCAACAACAUAGAUAAGCAGUCAAAAUAAUGCGUGAAUUGUGGCUCUAAGCGUUUGUAAUUGAUCUCCACUCUAUGUUUACUGAUGCACCGCCGUAAUGGUAUUGUUCCGAAUAUGUAUCCAUUGACAAACAAUCACAGUUCCACAGUCGGAAAUAUUUUCGGCUCGACUUAUGCUGAGUUCUUC